GCAAAAUCUCGUCGGUACUGAGAGCUAAAUUUCAAGAUGUCUGCGCCCAGAGAUCACCUGUCAACUGUAAAACAUGUUAUAUUGGUAUUAUCAGGGAAAGGAGGAGUGGGAAAAAGUACUGUAGCUACACAAAUAGCAUUAAGUUUACGUGAUGCUGGUCACAAAGUUGGUAUAUUGGACGUAGAUUUAUGUGGACCAAGUAUUCCGAAAAUGUUUAAUGUUUCCAAUCAAGAUAUUCACCAGUGUCCUGAAGGCUGGUUACCAGUAUUUGUAGAUAAAGAACAGACACUAGGUAUUAUGUCAAUAUCGUUUUUACUGGACAAUCAAAAUGAUGCAGUUGUAUGGAGAGGACCAAAGAAAACAGCAAUGAUCAAACAGUUUUUAAAUGAUGUAUAUUGGAAAGACAUGGAUUAUUUGAUAAUAGACACACCCCCUGGAACAUCAGAUGAACAUAUAACAGUCAUGGAGAAUUUAAAACAGUAUAAUCCUGAUGGUGCCAUACUCGUCACAACACCACAGGCUGUUGCCGUGGGUGAUGUUAGAAGAGAAUUAACGUUCUGUAGGAAGACAAGGAUUCCAGUAAUUGGUAUUAUAGAGAACAUGAGUGGAUUUGUCUGUCCACAUUGUUCAGAAUGUACAAAUAUAUUUUCUAAAGGUGGUGGAGAAGCAUUAGCUAAACAAUCAGAAGUUCCUUUCUUGGGUUGUAUUCCUCUAGAUCCUCAGUUAACUCAGAGUUUGGAAGAAGGACAAAGUUUCGCCGAUAAGUGUUCAUCUUCUCCGACAAUGGCAGCAAUAAACAAACUGGUCAAAAAAUUAAUGGCAAUCGAUCGAGAUUUACCCUAAAUAUAAAAAUGUGAAUGGAUCAUUUCACGGUUUCUUGUCAAAAAUCAUCAUUUGAGCUAAUUAAAACCUUGGACCCUAUUUAUAUAGAUUAUAGGCCCCAUGAUAAAACCAGUCAUUAAGUUUGUCAAUAGAAUCGUGGACCCUAUUUAUCAACUUGGGACCAUGAUAAACUCAGUCAUUCAGUGCUAAACAAAAUUGUGGACACUAUUUAUGAAUUAGGGACCUAGAUAAAAGCAAUCAUGUAGUGCUAAACACAAAAUUGUGGACACUAUUUAUGAAUUAGAGACCUAGAUAAAACUAAUUAUGGCAGUGAUAAAUAAAACCAUUGACCCUAUUUAUAGAUUAUAGGGUCCAUGGUAAGACCAGUCAUAGCAUGUGGUAAAUCAAACCGUGGACCAUAUUUAUAGGUUAUAGGGUCCACCAAACCGUGGUCCAUAUUUAUACAGUAUAGGGUCCAUAAUAAAACCAAUCAUGUGCACUUCCAGACAAAAACUAAGAUACUUUCCACUUCAUGGGAUAAUUUUACACUGGACUCCAAGCUGGGAGAUUAUCUUAGACUGGAAUCCAAACUGGGAGAUUAUCUUAGACUGGAUUCCAAGCUGGAAGAUUAUCUUUAGACUGGAAUCCAAGCUGGACGAUUAUCUUUAGACUGGACUCCAAGCUGGAUGAUUAUCUAGAGAUGAUAUUUGAUUACAUUUUACCAUGGAUUAAGUCGUGGAAAAUUUGAUAUUCUCUGAAAAAUGUACAAUUAGGUUGAAUGACUUGAGUUGUUGAAAUUUUAUGAAACGUUUCUUAUUUUGUUUAUUAUCUUGUUGCAGUUCUAAUGUUGAAUUAUGUUAAAGUCUCGAAUGGCCAUUCAAAGGACUUUGAAUCAUUUGCAUAUUAGGAUUUUGGGAAAGUUGAAUCUCCAAAAGUAACAUCAGUCCAGAUAUGGUUCAAUUCCGUUCAUUAAAGUCUUCUGCUUCUGAUUAAAUAAAAAAAAAUGGAUAAUCGAGACUAUGUUUUUUAUCGUACCGACUUAAAUAAUGAUGAUCAAGGCUAGGCUCAAAAUUCAAUCGCCAAAUACUUGAUUCAGGGUGGAUCAAUUUGACUGAAAUUUUCAGCAAAUUCCCUUUACAUUAUCUAGUUUCAAACUAUGAAUGAAAGUUGAGCAGCUAAUCGGAUCCUAAUCCAGUAAAUAUCGCUGGCUAGCGAUGCUAUCUAGAGUUGAUUAUGGUCUGGAUAAGUUAAUUAAUGUCUAAUUAAUAAUUUAGAUAACAUUUCAGGCCUGAAGAAAGACUUGCAAUAGGCAGAUUAAUAUUGUGGAUUAAUCUGAGAAAAGUUGGGGGGUUUGAUGGCCGAAUGGUUAGCAUGUGCGUGCUGUAUCAUAAGGCCUGUCAUUGAGUCAACUGACAUGUUUUUGUUUCCCCGGUUGUAUGUGACAAGGAGUAGGAUCGUCUGUCCAUCCUCAUGGGUUUUCACCUGGUUCUCCGGUUUUCUCCCACUGCUAAGGACCCCUACGUGCAAGCGAAUAAAUGAAAUAAAAUAUGUUAGUCCCGAAAUGACCUAGUUUGUGUCGAGCGGAUGUUAAACCCCAUUUCUCUCUCUAUCUCCAAACAAUGUAUACUUGGAAUCAGUGACUAACAUUUUCUGUUUAAUUUUAAUAUGUGUUUUUGUUCAUUUAUUGCCAUGUUGGAUUUCUGUAUAAUUGAUGUUGAAUUAUUAAUGUAAAAUAAUUAAAGAUACUGGAGCCAAUCAUCCAUUUGUUGGACGAUAUUAAAUUUUCACGACUUCAUCCACAUGAAAAUGUUCUCGUAUUAAUAAUUUAAAAUCUAAUUAGGAAACCAAAAUGUCACCAGUACGCUUGGAUUCAGUUGGAAUAACAAGAGGCUGAUCAAGAGAUUUACCCAACAGUAGGUGGCACUGGUUUCUUUAUAUCGUCAACAGAGGAUGUCGAAUGUUGAACAAAUUUUCAUUUUAUCAUAACUUUGUAAAUACAGAUGUUUAGAGAUUCAACUUUCACAAUAUUGUAUUUUGGAAGGGAUUCCUCAAUCAUUCAGAUGAAGGAUCCAUGGCCUUAAAUUCCCAAAAAAUAAACAACAGUUCUAUGGAUAAUAAUUACUGUAUUUCUAUUAAAGCUACGUUUCAACAAUGAUUCUCUUGUCGUUAUCAAGCACAAAAUAUAUAUACUAUGUACAAUCUUAACAUUAAUGAAACCACUUAGGACAGUGACCCUUUGUUGAAACAUAGCUUUAAUGGAAAUACAGUAAUUUUUAUCCAUAGAACUGUUUAUUUUAAUGUGUUUACUUACUAAAUGCCAUUCAAAGAUUGGAUAACCAUGAAAUGACCUAUAUAUUGGACUGUUGUCACAGGUAAUGGGUUAAUACCAAAUAUAUGAAAUUCUAUGCACACUGAUAUUAAUUAAUUAUUGAGUAGUUUAGUCAUUUAGUUGCUCUAUGGUAGUUGAUGAUUAUCAUCUGGGAUAUACUGAUGAAUAUAUCACCUGGGAUAUACUGAUGUUUAUCACCUGGGGUAUAUUGAUGUUUAUAUCACCUGGGAUAUAUUGAUGUUUAUUACCUGGAGUAUAUUGAUGUUUAUAUCACCUGGGGAAUAUUGAUGAUUAUCACCUGGGAUAUGUUGAUGUUUAUAUCACCUGGAGUAUACUAAUGUUUAUCACCUGGGACAUAGUGAUGAUUAUCACCUGGGGUAUAUUAGUUUUUAUCACCUGCGAUAUAUUGAUGUUUAUUACCUGGGUUAUAGUGAUGUUUAUCACCGGGGGUAUAUUGAUGUUUAUCACAUGCGGGUAUAUGGAUGAUUAUAUCACCUGGGGUAUAUUGAUGUUUAUCACCUGGGGUAUAUUGAUGAAUUAUCACCUGGGGUAUAUUGAUGCUUAUCACCUGGGGUAUAUUGAUAAGCACAAAUAUUAAAAGCAAUAAUGAAAUAAUUUUCUGUGGCCAAAUCAAUUAAAAAAUUUAUUCUUCAGGAACAUCUGUUAAUAGUUUUGUUUUGUAUUUCUUCCGGCAAAAAAACCUUAAACUCAAGUGGACUAUUCAUUGAAGGGAGGGGGUUGAAUGGUUAACGCGUGUGCGUGGUUGCGAUUCCCUGCUUGUACGUGACAAGAAGUAGGGUUCACCUGUUCAACCUCGUGGGAUAUCUGCGGGUCUUUCGGUUUCCUCCCACUGCUAAAGAAAAUACGUGCACGCGAAUUAUUGAAAUGUUAUUCCCGAAAUGACCUAAUUUGUGUCAAGUGAGGUUAUCAACUCACUAUUAUACGAUCAUAGGUAUCAUUCUCACACUUAAAAACCAUUCACCCCGGAAAUAAUAACACAAUUACCUCCCUUGUUUUCCUAUUCCCUGUUUAUAGAUACCAUCUUUUUUAGGGCUUUAUUUUAAUACAUUUUAAAAAUAUAACUUAAAAAUAUGAAAUUGUAACUUAAAGAAUUAAAAUUUAAAUUGAUUUGGCCUGUUGUCCAGUUUAAAUAUUCAAGAAUUUAUUUUUAAAAUGUUGUUCUUAAUUUCAAAUUGUUUCAUUGGUUGUUAAAACAUUAAGAUAAUUAAACAUUGAUAAAAAAAAACUUUAAAAGAUGUUUUCAUAAAUAGUUUUAUACACGACCAGAUUAUGUUUAGGCUUGAUAGGGGUGUCGGAUGGUCAAAUAGUUAGCACAUGUGUGCUAUGUCAUAAGGCCUGUCACUGAGUCAACUGGGGUUGUUUCGAUUCCCCGGUUGUAUGUCCAACCUCGUGGGUUUUCUCCAGGACCUCCGGUUUCCUCCCACUGCUAAAGACCCCUACGUGCAAGUGAAUUAUUGAAAUAAAAUUAAAGGAGCUAAAUCGCUAACAUUUGGGACCUAGAAAUUCACAAAAGUGGGUCGCAACGCAUAUA
This is a messenger RNA of Patella vulgata (common limpet), 4703 nucleotides long. RefSeq names its product cytosolic Fe-S cluster assembly factor NUBP2 homolog. Gene Ontology annotation, biological process: iron-sulfur cluster assembly. NCBI's taxonomy places the organism in Eukaryota, Metazoa, Mollusca, Gastropoda, Patellidae. Gene Ontology annotation, molecular function: ATP-dependent FeS chaperone activity; 4 iron, 4 sulfur cluster binding; ATP binding. The coding region runs from base 37 to 843 and encodes 268 amino acids. Gene Ontology annotation, cellular component: cytosol. The transcript is spliced from 8 exons. The record is from RefSeq and is a predicted model, not a curated record.